This is a messenger RNA of Arabidopsis lyrata subsp. lyrata, 519 nucleotides long. RefSeq names its product 60S ribosomal protein L38. NCBI's taxonomy places the organism in Eukaryota, Viridiplantae, Streptophyta, Magnoliopsida, Brassicales, Brassicaceae. The transcript has 3 exons. Bases 102 to 311 code for a protein of 69 amino acids. Gene Ontology annotation, cellular component: cytosolic large ribosomal subunit; ribosome. The record is from RefSeq and is a predicted model, not a curated record. Gene Ontology annotation, molecular function: structural constituent of ribosome. Gene Ontology annotation, biological process: protein-RNA complex assembly; translation.
CAUAUUUAGGGUUCUCUAUUUCUUCCAGACGCUGGGUUCUGCCUUUUGCUGUUUGUUCUCUUGAGUGGAAGAAAGUUGCAGGCACAUAACCAGAUCCGACAAUGCCGAAGCAAAUCCAUGAAAUCAAGGACUUCCUUUUGACGGCGAGAAGGAAGGAUGCAAGGUCAGUGAAGAUCAAGAGAAGCAAGGACAUUGUGAAGUUCAAGGUCAGGUGCUCAAGGUAUCUCUACACACUAUGUGUCUUCGACCAAGAGAAGGCUGAUAAGUUGAAGCAGUCUCUUCCUCCAGGUUUGAGUGUGCAAGACCUUUGAAGAUCUUUUGAAAUUUGGAUCUAUCAUGGUUUUAUAUACCCUUCUCUUAAGAGAGAUUGUUUUUCUUUCUUGUGUCUCUUGAAUUACUAUUAUGAUUCAGACUUCCCUUGGGUUUCUUUGUUAUAACUUCAAAAGACUAUUAUGAGCUGGGUUUGUAUUUUUUUUUUUUUUUGCUAUCGACUUGGUUAGUAAUAUAUAUGGCCUCAAA